AUGUCAGAUAAUACUCGUUUGAAAAUCUUAAAUACUAUUGAACAAAUGUGUAUGUUAUGUGUUGAACAAAUGUAUCGAUUACCAUCAUCAUUACCAUCAUUGACAAUUAAUGAACAAAAAUAUCAAUGGAAUAAUAAAAUUGAUGAUAGAAAUCGUCGAGAUUUUACACGAUAUAUAUAUGUUUUAUCAACAAUUCAUCGUCUUGUUCGUACACAAAGUCGAAUGAAUAUGAGAGAAUUAUUUUAUUCUCAAGUAAAUCUUUUUCAUCAUCAACGUAUAAGUGAUAAUAUUGUUGAACAAAUUGCACGACAUUUAUGUGUUGAUCGACGUCAAUUAGGAUUUGUUGCUACAGCAAAAGGAUUUUGUGCUGGUAAUGUACAAUAUCGAAAUUUACGUAGUGGAGAAAUUAUUGAUUGUAAUCAAUUAUCUAAUGGUCAAUUAAUAGUCGAUGAUGAUAUUGAAAUUAUUGAAACAGAAAAUCGUAUUACAUUUAUACUUAUUGUUGAAAAAGAUACGAUUUUUCAGCAUUUACUUAAUGAUGGUUUUUUAACUCGAUAUUGUGGUGCAUGUUUAAUAACAGGUCGUGGUCAACCAGAUCAUGCAACACGUUCAUUUCUUUUACAAUUAUCUCAUCUAUAUAAUGAUACUCCUAUUUAUAUAUUAACUGAUUGUGAUAUAUUUGGUGUAUUAAUUGCAUAUACUUAUCAAUCAACAUUUGAUGAAAAUCAUCAUAAUCGUCUUCGAUGGCUAGGUGUAUGGCCUGAAGAAUUAUUAUCAUUAUUCUCAUUGAAUAUUUCUCAAACAUUACCAAUAACGGAUGAACGUGAACGACGAAUGAUUACUAGAUUUAUUCAACGAUCAGAUAUUAAAGUUGAAUGGCGUCGUCAAGUAUCAUUUUUUGAACAACAUCAACGUAAAAUGGAAAUUGAAGCUAUUUAUGAAAAUGGUACAAAAAAAUUAAUUGAUGAUUAUUUACACGAUAAACUUAUGGGACAUAGAUGGUUGUAA
Rotaria sordida is the source of this 1008-nucleotide messenger RNA. The record is from the annotation of a GenBank genome assembly. Lineage: Eukaryota; Metazoa; Rotifera; Eurotatoria; Philodinida; Philodinidae.